AUGGCAAACAGCUCGGCAAACAUAGUGGGUGUCCACUAUAAAGUCGGUAAAAAGAUAGGAGAGGGAUCUUUUGGCAUCAUUUUUGAAGGUGUCAAUCUUCUCAAUAAUCAACAAGUAGCCAUAAAGUUUGAACCACGUAAAUGUGAAGCUCCGCAACUUCGAGACGAGUACCGCUCGUACAGAAUAUUGAAUGGGAUUCCGGGGAUUCCCCAGGCAUACUUCUUUGGACAAGAAGGCGUGCACAAUAUUUUGGUAAUUGACUUAUUAGGUCCUUCUUUGGAAGAUUUGUUCGACUGGUGUGGACGCAAGUUUCUGGUAAAGACGGUUGUUCAGGUAGCAAAACAGAUGAUUGCGCGUGUACAAUCGAUUCAUGAGUCCAAUCUUAUCUAUCGUGAUAUUAAACCAGAUAACUUUUUGAUCGGAAAGCCGGGUUCACCCAAUGCUAAUCAGGUUUUCGUGGUUGACUUUGGUAUGGCGAAACAGUUCCGUGAUCCCAAAACGAAACAUCACAUCCCUUAUAGAGAAAAAAAGGCUCUCAGUGGAACCGCAAGGUACAUGUCUAUAAACACCCAUUUAGGAAGAGAGCAACUGAGAAGAGACGAUCUCGAAAGCUUGGGCCAUGUGUUCAUGUACUUUUUGCGAGGAUCUCUUCCUUGGCAAGGGUUGAAGGCUCCUACCAAUAAGCAAAAGUACGAAAAAAUUGGACUCAAAAAGCAAAGCACAUCUAUCAAUGAACUCUGCUACGGGUUCCCCAUCCAGUUUGCUCAAUAUCUCAUGUAUGUUCGAAACCUCAAGUUUGACGAGGAUCCAGACUACGCCUACUUAAUUCUGCUCAUGGACAAAGCUUUCAUCUCCAUCGAAGCUACCGAGGACAAUCACUAUGACUGGAUGGAUCUUAAUGGAGGACGAGGAUGGGAUGCAGCUCUCAAUAGAAAGGCCAAUUUACAUGGUUAUGGAAAUCCCCAUCCACCACAACCUCCACAAAAUAAGCAUCGUCAAUCUUCAAACACUCAGCCAUAUGGUCGUCAAGCUAGACUUCAUCCCGACAGUCUGUUGAACAGAAAUCCAAGACCACAAUCUCACUCACCGCUCAAAGCGAAUUACCAAUCUUCAGGUCAAGAAAACGAUGCAAGCCGGUACGGAAGAUAUGGAACCAUGUCGGCGAACGAUGACUAUCAUUCAGAGGUUUCUAGCAUUGAGAGAAGACUUCGCGAGCGAAGCUUCUUGCGACGGUUUUUCUGCUGCUUUUAA
Meyerozyma guilliermondii ATCC 6260 is the source of this 1251-nucleotide messenger RNA. Its product is annotated as casein kinase. The transcript has a single exon. Gene Ontology annotation, biological process: endocytosis; signal transduction; peptidyl-serine phosphorylation. Gene Ontology annotation, cellular component: cytoplasm; nucleus. The coding region runs from base 1 to 1251 and encodes 416 amino acids. NCBI's taxonomy places the organism in Eukaryota, Fungi, Ascomycota, Pichiomycetes, Serinales, Debaryomycetaceae. Gene Ontology annotation, molecular function: protein serine/threonine kinase activity; ATP binding. The record is from RefSeq and is a predicted model, not a curated record.